AUGGUGACUGCUUCGCAGCUUCAGUUGCUUCAAUCUCCAAUUACGGCCCUUAUUUCCUCCAUUUCUACAUCUGUUAAUGUCAAGCUGGAUGAUUCGAACUACCUCAAUUGGAACUUUCAGAUGCAACUUUUGCUUGAAAGCAAUGGAAUCAUGGGGUAUGUUGAUGGUUCGAUUCCUUGUCCAUCUCAACACGGUUCGACCUCUGAUGAAUCUGGUAUCAUUUCUUCUUCUCCAACUGAUGAAUAUAUGGUAUGGAAAAUGCAUGACAGAGCUAUUAUGCAAUUGAUCACUACAACAUUAUCACCUAUUGCUAUGUCUUGUGCGAUUGGUAGCACUAGCUCCAAGGAUCUGUGGAUUAGGCUAAAGGAACAAUUUUCCACUGUAUCUCGGACUAGCAUUUUUCAGAUGAAAUCUAAUUUGCAAACAAUUAAGAAGGGUUCUGAUUCGAUAUCUCAGUAUCUUCAUCGCAUUAAAGAAGCUAGGGACUAUCUUUCUGCUGCUGGGGUGUACUUUGCGGAUGAAGACAUUGUCAUUCUUGCCUUGAAUGGACUACCUGCUGAGUAUAACACCUUCAGAUGUGUUAUACGGGGGCGUGAAAGUGUGAUUUCUCUAAAAGAUUUUCGCUCACAGUUACUUGCAGAGGAAACCAUUGUUGAACAUUCGGUUAAUACUCCUCUUAUGACAGCUAUGGUUGCUAAUACAGGUUCCACUUACACAAAAGGGCCUCCUUUUCAGCCUCAGAGUUUCUCCCCGACUCAUGGUCCAUCUCAGGUGGCCACUAGAGGUUUUACACCUUAUAAUGGGAACAAGAACAAGGGUAAAGGCAGAUUCACUCAGGGAUCUAGAUUUUAUCAUUCUAGACCAGUGUUUUCCCCUAUGGCACAUAUGCUUCCCAACUCUACUCUUGGAGUUCUUGGUCAAUCACCUGGUCAACAGUUUGGCAUUCCUUCUGCACCCAUGAUUCAAAUCUGUCAAUUAUGCAACUCUGAGGGACACACUGCUCCAUUCUGUGGGGCUUCUCAUGAGAAAACCAAAUGUCACAUCUGUGGUAGAAGUAAUCAUACCACCUGGUAUUGCUUCUAUAAUGAUAAGGGUCCAAACUAUAUUGGGAUACAUACCACUGCUUCAUAUUCUUCACGAUCAUCCUAUCCUGUGCAACCACAGAAUUUGCAGUACACUUCAUAUCAAGCUCCUCCUCAGCAUUCCUCAUUCACACCUUCACAGUUUCCGGCUCCGCAACCUUCUAUGCAAGCCAUGCACACAGUGCUCAAUUCUGCAUCUCAAUCAUCCAAUUCUUCAGGUUCUUCUCCGGUAUGGCUCACUGAUUCCGGUGCCACCAAUCAUAUGACAGCUGAUUUGACUAAUCUGUCACUGGCCUCCCCGUAUCCCACAAAUGAAUCAAUUCACACUGCAAAUGGUGAAGGUUUGAAAGUGUCUCAUGUUGGUCAUUCUACCAUUCAUACAUCAGUUUCCCCAAUCAAAUUGACCUCUGUGCUCUAUGUUCCUCAAUUAACUCAGAACCUGUUAUCAGUACAUCGACUUUGUCUUGACAAUAAUUGCUGGCUUAUAUUUGAUGCCUUUUGUUUUUGGAUUCAGGACAAAGCCACAGGGAGGAUCCUUUACAGAGGCUUGUGCAGUAAUGGACUAUAUCCUAUCCACUCCUUGUCCACUUCAAACUCACAGACACCUUCUCAAGCUAAGGCAUUUCUUGGCCAACUUGUUCAGUCUAAUCUGUGGCACCAUAGGUUAGGUCAUCCUACCAAUAAUGUUGUUUCUUUGAUGUUGAAUAAAGCUAAUGUUCAUGUCCCCAAAACCUCAUCCCCUAUGAUGUGUCAUACAUGUCUAGAAGGGAAAUUUAGCAAACUACCUUUUCCACAACAUCUCAAUAAGUCUGUCACUCCCUUUGAAACUAUCCAUACUGAUUUGUGGGGUCCUGCACCUUGUAUAUCAGUUGAUGGUUAUAGAUACUAUACCAUCUUUGUAGAUGAAUGUACCAGAUAUUGCUGGAUCUUUCCAUUAAUCAACAAGUCUGAUUUGUUCUCUGCAUUUGUUGCCUUUUAUUCCUUUGUUGUUACUCAAUUUUCUGCUCCAAUUAAAAUUCUUCAAACUGAGGGGGGGGGAGAGUAUACCAGCAACAAAUUGAAAAAAUUUAUUCUUGAAAAGGGCAUUUCACAUCACCUCUCUUGUCCAUAUACUCCUGAACAAAAUGGGGUUGCUGAGAGGAAACAUAGGCAUAUCAUUGAAACCACUAUCACCUUAUUACAAACAGCCAAAUUGCCAUCUCAGUUCUGGUCCUAUGCUUGUCAAACAGCCACAUAUCUAAUCAAUCGUAUGCCUACUGCUGUUCUUCAUAACAAAUCUCCUUUUGAGAUGUUAUUUGGGGCAUAUCCAACCCUUGCUCACCUUAGAAUUUUUGGAUGUGCCUGUUUUCCUUUACUCAAACCAUAUAAUAGCACCAAAUUGCAGGCGAAAACUACAAAGUGUGUGUUUAUUGGGUAUGCCACCAAAUAUAAAGGGUAUUUGUGCUAUCAUGUGCCUACAAAGAGAGUGUUUGUUUCUAGGCAUGUUAUCUUUGAUGAAUGCCAUUUUCCCUACACAGAUUUAUUGCCUACACAUUCAAACACAUUCACAUCUACACAAUCAUGUCCACGUUCCAAUUGUCAUAUGCCUAUUGUUACUACCGAGAAUAUAGUUGUCCCAUCCAUUCCAGAUUCUACUCCUCCAAUUUCUGGUCUCCUUACACCUACUCCAUCACAUAUACCUGUUUCAGUUUCCUUAACACAUUCUGCCUCCGAUUUUUCUGAAGUUUCUCCCAAUUCUCAGUCCAUUGCUGCUUCAAUUCCAGCCUCUUCUCCACUCCCUGUGGCACUUGACAUCAGAUCUAGCUCUGGAUUAGAAACACAUGAUUUUACUCCUGAUACUUUACAAGUAGUGUUGUCCAUUCCUCCACUCAAUCUGCAUCCCAUGCAAACUAGAAGCAAGAGUGGGAUUAUUAAAAAGAAAGCUCUCUUAGCAAGUGUUCAGGACUCUGGGGGAACUGAUAUGUCCUUGGUUGAACCAGUUAGUUACAGGUCUGCCAUCAAAGUCCCUGUGUGGUUACAGGCCAUGAAAGAAGAAGUUAAUGCUUUACAUACUCAAGGCACUUGGAGUCUAGUUCAAUUGCCAACAAACAAGAACCUCGUUGGUUGUAAAUGGAUUUUCAAGAUCAAGAGACACUUAGAUGGGUCUAUUGCCAGACACAAAGCACGGUUAGUUGCUAAAGGUUUCAGUCAAGAACCUGGAUUGGAUUAUGGGGAGACUUUUAGCCCUGUGGUGAAGCCUACCACAGUUAGGUUAGUUCUUGCUCUUGCUGCUCAUUUCAAUUGGCCUCUUCGACAAUUAGAUGUCAAAAAUGCUUUUUUUGCAUGGCAUCCUACAAGAAGAGCUCCUAGGGCAUGGAAUGAUCGGUUUACUCAGUUUCUUCCUUCUUUGGGUUUUGAAAACACAUACUCUGACUCCUCAUUGUUUGUUAAGCAUGUUGGUCAUGAGAUUGUGGUUCUGCUCCUCUAUGUGGAUGACAUCAUUAUAACUGGCAGUGCUUCUGGUGCAAUUACCCAGGUUAUUAGUGCUCUUACUACUGAGUUUGAUAUCAAGGAUUUAGGGUUGCUCCACUAUUUCUUAGGGAUUCAAAUCACUAAAACUGCCACUGGUUUGUUUCUGUCACAAACCAAAUAUGUUGCUGAUCUAUUGGUUAAAUCUGAAAUGUUUGAAGCUAAACCAUGUGAUACACCAUGCCUCCCUUACAACCGGUUACUCAAAGAGGAUGGGGAACCUUAUUCCAAUCCUAAGUUGUAUAGAAGUAUUGUCGGCGCUCUACAAUACUUAACUUUCACUAGGCCAGAUAUUGCGUUUUCUGUGCACCAAGUCUGUCAGUUUAUGCAAAAUCCAAUGGUGUCUCAUUUUACUGCAGUUAAACGUAUAUUACGAUAUCUAAAGGGCACAAUGCAGUUUGGUAUCUCAUAUACUAGAGGAGAUUUGCAGUUAAAGGCCUUUAGUGAUGCUGAUUGGGCAGGGGACCCUAAUGACAGAAGAUCUACUACUGGUUUGGUGGUAUUUUUGGGUAACAAUCCAAUUUCGUGGUCCUCUAAGAAGCAACAAACUGUUUCCAGAUCAUCAACCGAAGCUGAAUAUCGAGCCUUAUCCUUUACCUCAGCUGAAUUGGAUUGGAUCAAACAAUUAUUAGCAUUUCUGCACAUUCCACUACCUAAUGUGCCUGUCCUCUUUUGUGACAAUCUCUCAGCCAUUGCCUUAUCUUUUAAUCCUGUUCAGCAUCAAAAGACCAAACACAUAGAGAUCGACGUGCAUUUUGUUCGCGAAAGGGUAUCACGGAAACAACUCUCUGUGCAGUUUGUGUCUUCCCAAGAGCAAUUUGCUGAUAUUCUUACAAAGGGGUUGAGUGGUCCUCUUUUCAGAACUCAUUGCUGCAAUCUCAUGCUUGGUUCCUCACAGCAUGCUCUUGAGGGGGGAUGUUAG
Prunus armeniaca (apricot) is the source of this 4512-nucleotide messenger RNA. The record is from the annotation of a GenBank genome assembly. NCBI's taxonomy places the organism in Eukaryota, Viridiplantae, Streptophyta, Magnoliopsida, Rosales, Rosaceae.